Messenger RNA from Heterostelium album PN500, 363 nucleotides. RefSeq lists its product as uncharacterized. Bases 1 to 363 code for a protein of 120 amino acids. The transcript has 3 exons. The record is from RefSeq and is a predicted model, not a curated record. NCBI's taxonomy places the organism in Eukaryota, Evosea, Eumycetozoa, Acytosteliales, Acytosteliaceae.
AUGUCAGGAGUGUUACAGAAACUAUUAUUUUUGAGAGAUUGUAAGCUGAGUACAUCACUUGACAAAGAGGAAUCGGAUGGCUUAUUCAAACAGCUACAGAGCCGUGAAGAGUUUAUCUCGGUGCUUGAAAAUUCAGGUUUGAACAUCGAUUGUGUCUUAGCUACAUUAACAUCCUUCCCUGUUCUAUACAUCAGGCAUAUACUCAUUCUCUGGGAAAUAUUUGAAACAACUAUUAGAUCAAAUCAACCUAAUAAAUUUCCACAUCCAGAGGAUAGAGGACCAAAGAAUAAUGGUAAUUGGAAUGGCAGUGCCAUUAGAAAGAUUAAAUCCUCCAAGCCAAGAAGAAGAAGUGUUAAAAAAUAA